AUGGCGAUGAGAGUGUCAAAUAGUCGGGCUUUGGCCUCCGCCAUCAGAUCCACAAAGAAUUCUUUAGUUCAGCCCAGGAAGUUCAAUAUUCGAAGCUUUGCCUCCACACAACAUGCUCGAGUUGUUGUCUCCCCGGAUACUCCCAACAUGCGACAUGCUCAGAGAUCUCCCGAUGUUCCAGGAGGUCUCCGUGUUCCACCUGUAAAUCCUGCAGACAAAUAUGCAGCAAAGGCAGAUGAUUUGCACAGAUAUGGAUCAUGGCUCAUGGGAUGCCUCCCAAAAUACAUUCAACAAUUCUCAGUAUGGAAGGACGAGCUUGUUAUAUACAUUUCUCCAUCUGGAGUAAUUCCUGUAUUUUCAUUCCUCAAAUAUAAUACUGCCGCAGAAUUCACUCAAGUCUCAGACAUAACUGCCGUUGACUUCCCCACCCGCGAUCAACGCUUCGAAAUAGUCUACAACCUUCUCUCCGUGCGCCACAACUCCCGCAUUCGCAUUAAGACUUACGCUGAUGAGGCCUCUCCCGUUCCCAGCAUCUGCAGUCUUUAUGACGGUGCCAAUUGGUAUGAGCGCGAAGUCUACGAUCUCUUUGGAGUUUUCUUUGUUGGUCACCCGGAUCUUCGUCGCAUCAUGACAGACUAUGGGUUUGAUGGCCAUCCAUUACGAAAGGAUUUCCCAUUGACGGGAUACACGGAGAUUAGAUACGAUGAGGAGAAGAAACGUAUUGUGGUUGAACCAUUAGAGUUGACCCAAGCAUUCAGAAACUUUGAGGGUGGAACUGCUGCAUGGGAGCAAGUCGGUUCUGGUGUUGACAGGAAGCCCACCACAUUCAAGCUUCCUACACCUAAGCCAGAAGAAAAGAAAGAGGAACCAAAGAAAUAG
This is a messenger RNA of Sclerotinia sclerotiorum 1980 UF-70, 879 nucleotides long. Its product is annotated as NADH-ubiquinone oxidoreductase 30.4 kDa subunit, mitochondrial precursor. The record is from RefSeq and is a predicted model, not a curated record. The transcript is spliced from 3 exons. Bases 1 to 879 code for a protein of 292 amino acids. Lineage: Eukaryota; Fungi; Ascomycota; Leotiomycetes; Helotiales; Sclerotiniaceae. Gene Ontology annotation, molecular function: NADH dehydrogenase (ubiquinone) activity.